GACAGCGUCUUCUCCACGCAGCGAAGACGACGCACGCUUGGCCAGCCUGUUCCACGUUCUUCCGCCAUUAUAAAGCGCCGUGGCGGCGUACCCGCUAUUCCCCGGUGAGAAGAGGCGACGUUCUACGACGCUUACCGACGCUCGGCGUCGUCGAGCGAGUGAGCGAGCGAGCGAGCCAAGCGAAGCGGGCGAGCGAGCAACUAACGAGUGACUAGUGAGUCGAAGUAGCAGCCGCGCGAGUUGUCCGGCGGAUUUCGUACGCGGAUCGGAUCCCGGUGGUCGGGCGGCAGCAGAGUUGCUCCGCCGGAGUAGUUAAUCGUAAUCGCGCGGCGGUUGCUAAGCGGGACGAGCAUCGUGCGUGAGCGCGAGAAGCAGCUCAGAACACGCUACCGCGAAGAGGAAGAGGAAGAGGAGGAGGAGGAAGAGGAAGAGGAGGAAGAGGAGGAAGAAGAGGAAGGAGGCGAAAAGAGACGCCGGCAGACGGAAUGGAGAACAGGCCGACGCCGCUGCGCUCGCGGCGCGUCUGCCGUUUCUGCUUGUCGGACUCGGAGCCGCUGAGCUUCAUCUACGAGCGCGACCCCAACAAGCCGUUCCAGGUGCCGCUCGCGCUGCAGAUCAUGUCCUGCGUCGCCAUCGAGGUGUACGCCGCGGACGGGAUGCCGCAGAUGCUCUGCAACAUGUGUCGCUGGAAUCUGGACCGCUCGUACAAAUUCAAGCUGCAAUGCAAGAAGGCCGACGAAGCAUUGAGGGACUAUCCCCUGUCUGGAGUGUUGCCGAGACCCUUUCCGCCCCUCCCCACCGAUCCACCGACGGAUAUCAGCAAUAAGAGAUCUGCCGAGAGAUCGCAGAAUGAGGUCUCUAAGAAGCAACGUACCUUUGAUAACGACAGCAGAGACACCAGAGAGAGACGUGAGACCAGAGAAAGGGAGAGGGAGAGGGAAAGAGAGCGUCAAAACGAAAAGCAGAGAGAGAAGGCCAGCGAGCAUCUUUAUGAAGAGGAGCAGGACGGAGGCAGCGAGGGUGACCAGGAAGUGAGCAACAUCAAGGAGGACAGGAAAUUAGAACCAGGAGAGAUCAGAGUGCAUGCAUGCGAUCAAUGCGAACGCACGUUUCCCUUGCGUCAGGCUCUCUUGUUGCACAUUCAGCGCGGGCACCGCGACCGCAAUUACAAGUGCACCGAGUGCGAUCGGCACUUUUUUACCAAGUACGACUUAGGCAAGCACAUGAGCACGCACUCGGAUGAAAAACCGUACUCGUGCUCGAUCUGCCAGAAGCAGUUCUCGCGGUUGAAUCUACUUCAACGUCACGAGAAGGUACAUAGGGAUGAAACGCGGUACGCCUGCCAGCACUGCGACCGCGAGUUCUUCACCACGGAAGAGCUCGAGAAGCACGAGGACUCGGUGCACAAGAAGGAGAAGCCGUUUCAGUGCAACAUCUGCAACAAGCGCUUCCAAUACAAGCAGGGUCUGGAACGGCACGAGGUGCUGCAUAAUGAAGAUAAGACGUUCGUGUGCGAUUACUGCAAGGAGGCCUUCCAUACCAGUACGAAACUGGCCCGCCACCUGUCUACUCACGCUGGUCAUCGGCCGUACAUGUGUAAAUUAUGUCCGCGCACGUUUCUACUGUCGCAUCAUUUGACCAGACAUAUGCGUACGCAUUCGGUGGAAAAGCGCCACGUUUGCGAGGACUGCGGCAAGGCGUUCAAGCGUAAGGAAAGUCUGGAGGUGCACCAGUUGACGCAUACGAAACGCACGGGGAUGGGCCUUACUUGCGACGUUUGUCAAGAAUCUUGUCGCAAUCGUGCCGAUUAUGUUACUCAUAUCAAGCAGCAUAUUGAGGCAGGUGAAAAAAUGGGCCCGGACGGCUUGCAGCCCGACACCAAGAAGAAUCUUGAAUUGGAUUCUGAUGAGGAGGAAGAGGAGGAGGAUCAGUAUUCUGACGGGGAUGAUGAUUAUGAGCCACCGGCGUACAUUGUGAAGAAGUUGCCGAAACCGCCGAAGCCGCCGAAGCCCUCGGAGAGUGAAGAGGAGGAGGAGGAAGAAGAGGAGGGAGAAGACAAGGAGGAGAAACCCGAUAAACCAGAGAAGGAGGAACGCAAGGUGGUAUACGUGCGUGGCAAAGACGGCAAUAUGGUGAAAAAGACCAUUAAGACGCUGAUGCCCAUCCAGCGUCGCGACGUUCAAGAGCAGAAGGUCACGAAACAAACCACUCCGACCAGCUCCGCUUCUCAAAGCAGCUCGAAAGGCUCCGCGUCGUCACAGAUUAAGGAUGAAAGCUCCAAGAGUGGCCGUGUGGAUGAGACUGAGGCGCAGGUGCAGAAGAUCGUCGCUUCGGUGUUUAAGGAACACAAGAUCCCACUGAAGCACCAGCAGAACCCCGGCCAGGAUCAGUCUAAGGAGUCGCUAGCACCUGUAACGAGAUCCCAGAGCGCUUCCCAGGAAAGUCACAAGGACGGCGACAAGGCAGAGACCCCGGCAUCCGCUCCGAAGGCUGUCAACACCGUCAAGGUGAUUAAAAGAAUUGUGCUGAGAAAAUCGGCAGGAGGCAGCAACGAAGGGACGGCAGUUAGUACACCCGUUGUCAAGGAAGGGGACAUCUCUCUGAGCAGCACUCCCGGCUCGCAUAAAAUCAAGCGAGUGAUCGUUCGUAGAAUUAUCCGCCAGGGUGACACUACUCGCGAAGUUAUCAUGAAUCCGGACGGUACCGCGAUAGAUCCCGCAGAGCUGGCGAAACUGCCGACCGGCAACGUGGUGAAGCGAGUGGUGGUGAAGCGACCGCUCGACAAGAGUCAGAACCUGGUACAGGCGGUGUUGCAGUCCGCGGAACAACGUCAGAAAGCAGAGGACGCUGUUUUGAACGAGAAAUUCGAACUGAAGACCUUGGCGUCGUCCAGCGGUGGCACGCCGAAGAGCACCACUGUGGCCGCUCCGCAAAAGACGCAAGUGGUCGCCCAGGGGCAGGAUCGGGAGACUAAGGAGAAGCUGGAGCAGUUGGAGAAGCGUGUGGAGCAACAGAGAUUGAAGAUCGAGGAGCUGCAAGCGAGGAAAGCACAGCAGGAUUACGAGGCGAUCGACGAGAUGCUGCCGGAGCGACACGACGAGUCCGAGGAUGAACAGCAGUUGCCGCUCAAGAGAGUGUUCGUCAAACGGAAACAGAGUAUAUACGACGAAGAGCGGGAGUACAAUGACGAGACGGAUACGACGAAGGGUGACCCGACCCAAGAGUCAGAAAAAGACGAGACGGAGCAAGUUAUGGUAAAGCAAGAGGACAAUUCUGUCGCAGAGGAGACGUUGGAAAAUGUUCAAACAGAGGUCCAGAGCACGCUGAAAACGACGGUGACCGGUAGCAGCAGCAGCAGCAGCAACACUACGUCAACCGCCACGCCAGCUCCGAAGAAGGGCCCGACGAUCUCCAGCAACAAGGUGUAUUCGAACAAGCGUUACAUGAUCGUGAAGCCGAGCGAUACGUCGGAAGUGGAGGAGAUGAGCCGCGAAUUGUGCAGCAUUUUCGAGACUACCGACAACGUGGUGAAGAUGCAGGAGACGGUUCUGAGUAACCUCUCGCAGAUUUCCGGUAUCGCAACUUCGACUACGUCGGACGUGAACGCGUCCGCGAAAGAAAAGACCGACUCGGCAAUGGAAGUCGACGAGCAGGAUUUGGUGAUGGAUCAAGACAUAAGAUGUCAUGCAGAUGACAUACAGAGGAUCGAUGAGGAGAACAUGAAGGAGGAGACGGCGAUGGAGGUUGAGGUCGCGCAGGAGACGGAGAUCAAACUGGACCCCGAGAUGGAAGAGCCCACGCAGGUGAUCGCCGUGCAGGAGGAGAGUCAGCCAGACUCCGGUGCUAUCACGCUGGACAAUCAAGACCUCUCCGAGACCACUUCGAUUUUCGAAGCGUCAGACGACGUGCUGGAGGUACAGAAAUCGACGGCCGUUAGUCUGAGCGAUUCCGUCAUCGAGUUGUCGCAGGGCAACGACACUAUCAAUCUGAACGACACGAACGACAGCCAGGACAGCUUGGAGGUCAAGCUCUCGCAGAUGGAGGGUUGAAGGAGGUCUAUUUUUUUUUCUUUUGCUCGACCGAGGUGCUGCACCAAGUAAAAAUCAUGCUCUCGAAUUCACUGUAAGAUUUCUGAGGUCUCUCGCACGAUUGGUAAUAAUUAAUUUUGAUACUUAGUAUUCAAAAUUAAUCGCUGUUCAGUUUGGUUGACGUCAAUAUUAACGUUCCGGCAGUGGACCGUAUUAUCGGUAUUAUUGAUAUUAUGCAAUCGAGAUUGAGUAAAAAAUAGAAUAAUACAACGUUGCAAUUAUGAAGCAAGUAUAAAAAAAUUGCAUUAUUGAAAUUGAUUUUGCAUGUACCUAAAUUGAGUUUGAGUCAUUUAAUAUAAAAUAAAGCUCGAGAUCGUUUUAACACUUUAGCUGCAGAAUACGCAUAUAUACCAUAGGACGUAUAUAUACGUACGAAAAAGAAACCUCUCAUUUGCGUAAUGUAUUCCCGUCUAU
Temnothorax curvispinosus is the source of this 4502-nucleotide messenger RNA. RefSeq lists its product as uncharacterized. Gene Ontology annotation, cellular component: nucleus. The transcript has 2 exons. Bases 486 to 4049 code for a protein of 1187 amino acids. Lineage: Eukaryota; Metazoa; Arthropoda; Insecta; Hymenoptera; Formicidae. Gene Ontology annotation, molecular function: zinc ion binding. The record is from RefSeq and is a predicted model, not a curated record.